CCCCCACCCCCCCGAAAAAGCCUGGCAGGGUGCGGGGCUGAUAGGCUCGCCCGGAGGAGAGCGCAUUACGUAGCAAGCGGCUCCGCUCUCAACUUGCCACCCGCGCCGGGAGAAGCCGCUGGGAAGCGAAGCCCCUCGCCGGAGCCCCUCGCCCACCGCCCACUCGGCCUCCACCAUGGACUGCUGCAAUGAGGGCGCCUGUACGAAGCUGGACGAGGACAUCCUGGACAUCCCCUUGGAUGAUCCCGAUGCCAAUGCGGCAGCCGCCAAGAUCCAGGCGAGUUUCCGUGGCCAUAUGACCCGCAAGAAGAUCAAAGGGGGGGAGAUGGAGCGGAAAACCAAGGAGGCUGAGUGCGCCAACAGCCCCCGCGGCGACCUCCGCAACGGCGACUAGGCUGCUGGUGCUCCUGGACCCUCUGCCGUCCCCCCCAACCCCCGCUUGGCCCCUGCAUGCGCCCCCGGCCCCCCUGGGCCCUGCCCCCGCCUGCCCCCAGUGACCCCCCCCCCCAGACCUGGCCUGACCUUGGCGCCUUCCAUGUCACCCAGCUGAGCAGUGAGGUCACAGUGGUGUGGGGCUGGGAUGGCUGCGGUGGGUGAUGUCAUCCCUGCAUGUGACGCCACUGGCAGGCAUGUGACAGCCAGUGUGACAUUGUGCAGACAUGUGUGACAUCACUGCGGGGCUUGUGAUGGCUGGUGUGACAUCACGCAGGCGGGUG
Molecule: messenger RNA, 716 nt
Organism: Apus apus (common swift)
Lineage: Eukaryota; Metazoa; Chordata; Aves; Apodiformes; Apodidae
Gene: NRGN
Product: neurogranin
Exons: 3
Coding region: 176-394 (72 amino acids)
Molecular function (GO): calmodulin binding
Source: RefSeq, a predicted model, not a curated record